CAGCUCGUUGGCGUUGGCGGAGUCCCUCCGAACGCAGCGCAGCGGAACCCGCGGGAGAGAGACACAGCGAACACUGAGGCCGAGAGCGCCGCACAACACCACACAGUUCGACUCCGAAAGGUAGUGAGAGUUGCACAUCUUGAAUUGAGUUUCACUGUGUCCAGCCUUGAGCGCUUAUCACGGUUGUUUGGAGCUACAUCGCAGGGCUGUUUGGCACGACCACCAUUUUGUACGAGCUCAGGCAGGAAGGAAGGCAGAACGUUCAAUGUGGGGCAGUCAGUUCCAAUCCUCUGGGACCAAAGCAGUUGGUCAUGGAGGUCAGUCACAGUCGCUGCUGGGACCGAGGCCACAAACGGUUCAGGAAUUGAACGAGUUCUGUAACUACCGGCAAGGACACGGGCAAACGGGGCAGCAGCAGCAGCAGCAGCAGCCUGGACAGUCACAGAAACAGCGGGUUUUCACUGGAGUGGUCACCAGCCUCCACGACUAUUAUGGCUUCGUGGACGAAGAGGUGUUCUUCCAUCAGAAUGUGGUGAAGGGUCGAGUGCCACAGGUCGGGGAGCGUGUGCUGGUGAAAGCCGUGUACAAUCCCAGUCACUCCGUGCAGUGGAACGCGCUCAAAGUCCAAGUCCAGCCUAGUCAGGUGCAGAAACACGGCAUCCUCGGGACGAAACCUCCUCCGCAGCCCCUCCUACACGCCCCUCGCCUGCCGUCACUGAUGUCCUCACAGCCACAACCACUGCUCCCUCGCAAAGGUGGUUUGCUCCAGCCAUUAGUCCACAUGGGAGCUCACGGUCAGAUGGGCAGGAGGAUGGACGUGGGACAUCGAAUGGGAGGGAGGAACGGACGCAUGGAAAUGGGACAGAACAGGAGAGGGGACAGGAGGAACAGUUAUAAACGUGGAGGUGUUCAGGGGCUUUCUCAGAAGCGGUACCAGGACAUGGGGUCCGGGGAGGGACCAGCCAAGAAAGUCCGGCACUAUGUACCCCCUUACAGUGUGCAGUAUUCCCGCUUCUCCUUGGGCAGCCAAGCCUGUGAUGCUAUGGAUGUGCAGCGUCGCUACCCAAACCUCCCCUUUGCCGAAGAAUUCUUCAACGCCCAGCUCUGCUUCACCGACACCUUCCCCCUGGGGCAGCCCCUCCAGCUGGGACAGAAAUGUGUCUUCCACAUCAUGGAGGAAGGGGAUCAGCCGACGGAACCCCAGGGCUCAGCGACGGAGCCCGAUGACGCUGACCCCACCUACAGCGCCAAGGUGCUGUUGCUGUCCUGUCCAGACCUGGAGGAGCUUUACCGUCAGGGCUGCUGUUUGGCCGAGACAUCCAAAGAGGAGAUUCCACAGCAUCCAGCCAGACUCCUCAAGUUCCUGGUGGGAACGAAGGGCCAGGAGGGCACUGUGGCAAUCGGGGGUCCCUGGUCUCCCUCCUGCGAUGGUCCAAACCCAGGCAAGGACCCCAAGGUGCUGAUCAGAACGGCCAUUCGUACCACAAAGGCCCUGACUGGGAUUGACCUGAGCGCCUGUACUCAGUGGUUCCGCUUCGCUGAGAUCUGUUACUAUCAGCCCGAGGAGCAUCACGAUGGGCGCCCGCUCCCAGCCCACGUGGAGACCUCGGUGGUCUUCCUGCCCGAUGUCUGGCAUUGCCUUCCUACUCGCCUCGAGUGGGAGUCACUGACACUCGCCUACAAGCAGCAGCUGUCAGACACACAGCCACCACAGCCCAAGGACGCCACAGGAGACGAGGCCGAGGAGAAUAUGGAAGUUCAAGCAGAUGAUUCAAGGCCCACUCCCACCCUCUGGAGUCAACUGGAGCCUAAAACAAUGAAGGUCGAUGAUAUCGCUAAGGAGCUGCAGACCCGAGGCCUCAGUUCGAAGGGGACAAAGUUACAAUUGGUCACGCGGCUGGAGAGGCAGCUGAGGGAGGAAGAGGAGGAUGCAGAGGCGGAGGAAGCGUUGAAAGAAGAUCCCGCAGAGGAGGUGAAGACCGAAGACACUGAGGAAGAGAAAGAGGAUGAACAGAAGGAGAUGGAACAGCAAGCCGAGGGGAAACAGAUGGAGGAUUCCGACGCCCCCCGGAAGCCGGAGACAGUCUGCCGCCUGCCCGCCGAGCCCGCUGUGAUAGUGAACCCCAACCGUGCCGCCAUGGACCACAAGUUCGGCUGCAUUGUCAUGUCACUGCAGAGACUGAGGAACUACAGGAACGAUUCCAUGACACACUCCUUCGAGGUGCUGUUACUGGCCGAGCUGUUUGGUGAGAUGCUCCAGAGAGACUUCGGCUACACCAUCUACAAGGCUUUGCUGGCGUUCCCGGGAAGAAAGCUGAAGCCGGAGAAGCCGGAGGAAGAAGGGGAAGGGCAGCCGGCAGAGAAGGAAAAGAGCUCGAAGAAAGGAGGCCAAGAGGAGGUCAAGGAGCCGAAAGAGAGAACGAGCAAAUCGCUAGAAAUGAAAGAGAACGAGGAGCAGGAGGAAGAUUGGGAUUGGGAGGAAACCAAGCUGGAAGACGGUGAGAGUAAAGGCAAAGAAGUGAAGGGGAAGCGAGGAGCGGCAGACAGUGAGGCUGCUCUCCUAGAGAUGGAUGAAGCUCUCCUCUUGGAAGAUAAUGAAGAGGAAUUUGCAGGUGACGAAGAGAAAAAGCUGGAAGGAAAGAGAGCAACUCUAACAGAAACCGAAUUGGUUAAGGAGAUGGAGAAAGACGUGAGCCAGAUGGUGACCCUGAAGAAGGACCUCCUGUUGGCCUUUGUGUACUUUGACCGGAAUCUGUGCGGCUAUGUUCUGGAGAAGGAUCUGGAGAUGAUCAUCUGCACAGUGGGACUGCAUCUGUCCAGAGCUCAGAUUAAACAACUGCUCAGUAAGGUGGCCUCACAGAACACGUGUCUGUAUCGAACCCUGACAGACGGCUGGGAAGGAGACCUGGAGAAACUUGAAGACAAGAGUCUCAUCUCUGAGGAACUUUUACUUGGCAAUAAGCACCUUAUAUCGCACUGCGCCGGUGUGGUGGUCAGUAAACCCGCUGCUGGCAGCAGUAAGACGCGAGCCAGGAGAGGAGACAGCGGUUUGGUGGAGCACAACGGCACUCUGGUCAACGUGGGCAACUUGGUUCAGAAGCUGGAGCGAGACGAGAGAAACCGAGCGGACAUGGAGACCAGACUGCGUUCCAUGGAGCUCCGGCUCGAUGAAGCCCUUGGGGAGGCCUCUUCGAAGGACAAGGCCAACAAAUCCCUGACGGAGGACAAGCAGGAGAGACAGAAGAAGUUGGCGGAGCUCGAGGAGCGCGUGAAGGCAGCAGAGAAGCUCAAAGCUUAUUAUGAGAGCCAGCUACAGGACAACAGCAAGCACUUGACAUCUCUCGUGGAGGACAUUCAGCGCCUCAUUAAAAAGAACAAUGCAGCCGCAGAGAAGAAGAAGUGACGAGGCACACGGGGACUGUGCUGUAAUGUUCGCCCUCUGACAGAAUAACACCAACCAGCACUGGAUACGUACAUCCCUGUGUUGCCCGCUCCGACCCUCCCUGACGUCUGUUCAAGAGCCUGAGUGAAACAAAAUGGCUCAGGUUUUAUAGUUGUGCCAGUUGUGUGAUGUGCAUCGGGAGCGUAUCAUUAAAUAUGUUCAGGAUACGCUCUGAGGAACUAAGGAUUUAUUGUAUAUUUUGUACUACGGGCCGUAAUUUUAGCAGGACCCACAGAAGGAGGGUAACGUUAGGUUAAUCAUCAUUCAUUCCUGCGUCUCCAGCUGGGAGUUCAUUAAUCCUCGCGUUUGAUCGAGCGCCUUAUCACGUCUUCGAGGCGACUCUCUAAGCGCUUCACAGGAUACACUGUAGAGUGGAUUGACUGUAUUUUGUUUCCGUCGCUUCCUGUUUGUUCACAUCUGGAGAUCAUUUGAAACGCAGAAAGGAGAAGAAUCAAAGAUCUCUGUGUCUCCGUCUCCUCUUAUCUACGCCGCUCCCAUGAUAGGUGCAUUUGGAUGUAACAAGCCCUCAAAUGCCACAACUGUUGACCUGACAGGGCCUAGUCCUUGAAUUCAUGCCUCAGGUCUGACCCAAUGUUCAUUGCCGUGAGAAACGUUAAUCUUCCUCACGUGGUUUCAAAUCUUUUUCAUUUCUCUGAAUGUCAACUUAAACCUUAUGCUGAAAAUCCUCUUGUUACGGUUAACAGGACGUCAUAAUAAACAUUCUCAGUUUAUAAAACCUGCAA
Messenger RNA from Callorhinchus milii (elephant shark), 4185 nucleotides. RefSeq names its product cell division cycle and apoptosis regulator protein 1. The record is from RefSeq and is a predicted model, not a curated record. The transcript is spliced from 24 exons. Bases 266 to 3403 code for a protein of 1045 amino acids. Gene Ontology annotation, molecular function: RNA polymerase II complex binding. Lineage: Eukaryota; Metazoa; Chordata; Chondrichthyes; Chimaeriformes; Callorhinchidae. Gene Ontology annotation, cellular component: nucleus; DBIRD complex. Gene Ontology annotation, biological process: regulation of DNA-templated transcription; RNA splicing.